AUGGCUGGAGAGAAAAUUUCAGGAUAGGGGAAGCGCAAGUGCUAACCAAGAUGUCAAGAGCAUUAGUUUAAUCUCAAUCCAAAAAAUUAAAAGUGUUGGUUUAAAUCACCCACUAACAUAGAUUUCUGUCCCUUGUACAAUGAUGCUGUAAUAGAUAUAUAAUAUAAUGUAUAGCUGGCCUGUUUUGAAAAUAUCGUUCCAGUCUUUAAUUAAGAUGAACAAUAAUGCUUGCCCGGUUUCAUUUUAGAAGUGGACAGAGUAAGAAUUGGCUGUCUAAUAUUUACAUUAGAAUGAAUACUUGAGGAGCAUGCAAAAAUACAAAGAAGAUCAUCAAAGAAAGAUCCAAGAAUAUACGAUGAAGAAGACCAAAUUGGUAUUGGAUUUAAUUAAGUUUAGUAAAUUCCGAAACCAGGUCGCAAGCAUAGGUAUUGUGGAGUGUGUCGUAAACCUUAUUAAGAUUAUUUGGAAGUAAUGAAGAUAUUCCUAAAACCUAGCAUAUAAAAUCUUCGGAUCACAUAAAUUGCUUUAACAGACAUGAUUUUGUCCAAGUGAUACUCAAAAUAAUAGAUGAAGAUUAUAAAUCAAGAGAUGAAAAUAAAAAUUAAAACGAUUCCAGCACUUACCCUGCCAAAGCAGUGAUGCCUAAAAAAAGGGGUCCAAAGCCAAAAGUCCAAGUGGAACAAGGGGAACCUAAAAAGAGAGGAAGAAAACCUCUUGAACCUCAGACCUCAAAGCGAAUUAAAACCCAAUAAAUGAGAGAAGUAUUGAUCCCAGUUAGACAAUAACAACCUCAUCCUCCUCCACCUCCACAGCCAUUCUUCCCUUAGCCAUACUACUUUCAAUACAAUCCUUUGAAUUAGAUGAUUCAAUAUGGGGCAUUGCAAAUACCACCACAAUUUCGUGUUAGUUUCCCAUUCCAAAUGCCAGUUGUCUCAGAUAUGUAAAUGGAAAUGAAAUGUGAAGAUAUGAGUAACUUAUUCAAUUACCUUAGUUAUAGAUGGCAAAAUAGAGGAUCGUCCUCAAUUUGAUUGA
Paramecium octaurelia is the source of this 1032-nucleotide messenger RNA. Lineage: Eukaryota; Ciliophora; Oligohymenophorea; Peniculida; Parameciidae. The record is from the annotation of a GenBank genome assembly.